Molecule: messenger RNA, 743 nt
Organism: Trichoderma virens Gv29-8
Lineage: Eukaryota; Fungi; Ascomycota; Sordariomycetes; Hypocreales; Hypocreaceae
Exons: 1
Coding region: 43-558 (171 amino acids)
Source: RefSeq, a predicted model, not a curated record
CUUCUUCCAAAUCAUCCUAAACCUCCAAUCAAAUCAUCCAAGAUGAGCUACUCUCUCUACGACGCCUCCGUCCCCCUGGCCAAGAGCGCCCUCAACUCUCUCGCCAACAUCCUCAAGCUGGGUGAGGCCUCGCCCAACGCGGCCACCCUCCUCGCCGCCCGCAUCCACGACGACAUGCUUCCUCUGGUCUUCCAGGUCAAGAUGGUCACCGAUACCUCCACCAAGAUCGUCGCCCGUCUGACUGGCGUUGAGCCCCAUGCCUGGGAGGGUGAGGUUGAGACCUUUGCCGACUGCUACGCUCGCAUUGAGAAGGCCCAGGAGAUCCUGGCCGCUGCCGACAAGGACGUCAUCAACCAGCGCCAGAACGAGCUCGUUACCGUCGGAAUGGGCUCUGCCGGAACCUUCCAGAUGGCCGGCGGCAGCUACAUCAACGGCUAUGUUCUGCCCAACCUCUUCUUCCACCUCUCCACCGCCUACAACAUUCUGCGCAAGGAGGGUGUUCCCCUGGGCAAGCGGUCCUACCUUGAUUCCUUCAUCGGCCAGUACAUCAGCCAGUAAAAAGGAGAAUUGAUGUCAGCAAUUGACGGAGGGAGAAUAAGCUGAAAGAAUGACCAAGACACGGGUUCUAUGUUUGUAUUCGAAAAAGCGCUGUUAAACCAAUACCCGAUGGAUUCUCUCUCGCAAAAUGAAAGAGACGGCAAUGCAUUAGCAGAAAAAGUGAAUUAAAUAAAUUAUUCCUUAUG